Aspergillus alliaceus is the source of this 359-nucleotide messenger RNA. RefSeq lists its product as uncharacterized. The record is from RefSeq and is a predicted model, not a curated record. Gene Ontology annotation, molecular function: protein binding. Lineage: Eukaryota; Fungi; Ascomycota; Eurotiomycetes; Eurotiales; Aspergillaceae. The transcript has a single exon. The coding region runs from base 30 to 188 and encodes 52 amino acids.
UUGAUACUGGGAAGGAAUAUCCAGAUCGAAUGGACAUCUGGGGAGAUACACCACUAAUAUUUGCUGCACAACAUAGCUCUAAAGAUACGGCGAAGCUUCUGCUUGAAACAGUCAAAGUAAAUCCGGAAUUGAGAGAUAGUUUUGGGAAGACACUGCUGUCAUAUGCUGCGGGCGGGGGGCACAAGUAGCAGAGCUUCUGCUUACAGUAGUACAGGCAAAGUGGAUACAGACUCGAGAAGUCGAAGUGGAUGUACACCACUGUUCUAUGCCGCGAAGGAGGGGCACACAGAAGUGGCACAGCUUCUAUUAGAAACAGAGAAGGUUGAUCCAGGCUUAGGAGAUAAUAUCGGAAGAGCAAC